Messenger RNA from Sphenostylis stenocarpa, 1746 nucleotides. The record is from the annotation of a GenBank genome assembly. NCBI's taxonomy places the organism in Eukaryota, Viridiplantae, Streptophyta, Magnoliopsida, Fabales, Fabaceae.
AUGGCCGAAACCGUAAUUUUCUUCGCCGCCACCGGAGAACCUCCUCUGUUACGAUUCUUCAACAACACCUUAAUCUCCUUGAAACGAAACCUCCUCGCUCACAUUCUCCGCUUGCGAAACGACGCCGCGGCAUACGCCAGGAUUUGCUGUGGCGUGGACGCGGCGAUUGAGAAAAAGUGCGGAGUGGACGCGGGAGAUUGUUCGUCGAACGACAGGAGCUUUGGCGCCGAUGAGAAUGGACGGGAAGCUGUUUUCAAUGCGCUGGAUGCUAUGCUUAAGGGUAGUUUAGAGCGGCUGAAGAUGAUGAGGGAAAACCUAUGUUUGGUAAAGAUAGGUCUAGCUAUGGGACAUGCAUGUGAAUUCAAUUAUACUGAAUAUACAGCCACUAUUAGGCUUUUGUGUUUGGACAGUAAGUUAGGAGCAGCUCUUUGGCUUCGUAGGAAAAUGGUGCAGAAAGGUGUUGUUCCUGACGUGUUUACCCACAACCAUAUUGUAAAUGGACUGUGCAAAAUUGGUUUUCUGGAGAAGGCGGAUUGGGUUGUUGGAGAGAUGUUAGAAUUUGGUCCUCGUCCCAACUGUGCCACUUAUAACACUUUGAUUAAGGGCUAUUGCGCUGUUAAUGGUGUGGGUAAGGCUUUGUAUCUGUUCUCCGUCAUGUCCAAUGCUGGGAUUCUUCCAAACAGGGUUACUUGUAACAUACUGGUGCAUGCACUGUGUGAGAAAGAUCUUCUGAAGGAAGCUAAGAGGAUGCUCAAAGAAAUAUUGAAGGAUGAUGACAAGAAAGAUAUACCAGACUUAGUUACCUCUACUAUAUUUAUGGAUAGCUACUUUAAGAAUGGAGCAAUUAUUCAGGCCCUCAGUCUUUGGAAUCAGAUGCUUCAAAAUUGUACUAAAGUUGAUGUUGUAGCUUAUAAUGUUCUUAUCAAUGGAUUUUGCAAGAAUCUACAAAUGAACCUUGCAUAUGGAUAUGCGUGUGAGAUGUUUAAGAAAGGUUUACUUCCUGAUGCUUUUACUUAUAAUAUUCUUAUUGGUUCUCUUUGCAAGGAAGGAAAAAUUAGUGAGGCUUGCUAUACCCUUGGAGUUAUGUCUAACAUGGGAAUAAUGCCUGAUCCAAUUACAUACCAGAUUGUCAUUCGAGGCCUUUGUUUUGACGGAGAGAUUGUUAGAGCAAAAAACUUGCUUUGGUGUAUGUUGAACAGUUUAAUGGUGCCCAAACCUUUAAUAUGGAAUCUAAUAAUUGACUUAUAUGGGAGAUAUAAUGAUCUUAGUAAUGCUUUUUUUACCAGAGAUCAGAUGCUGGCUUUUGGUGUUCGCCCCAAUGUAUAUACUUAUAAUUCUUUAAUUCUUGGACAAGUGAAGAGUGAAAAUUUCUAUGGUGCAUGGUCUCUGAAGGAAGAGAUGCUUUCAAAAGGUCCCUUUCCUGAUGUUGUUACCUAUAAUUUGUUGAUAGGUGCAGCCUGUAAUUUAGGACGUCCUGAUUUUGCUCUUCAAUUACAUGAUGAGAUGGUGCAGAGGGGGUAUGCACCAGAUUUAAUAACUUAUACUGAACUUGUUAGGGUGUUCUGUGUUAGAGGUAAGAUGAAAGAGGCAGAAGAGCUCUAUGCCAAAAUAUUAAAAUCUGGUUUAUUAAACGAUCAUGUUCCAGUUCAGAUUAUUUUCAAUAAAUACUGCAAAUUGGAAGAACCAGUGAGAGCAUUUAACUUUUAUCAAGACUGGUUGGAAAGUAAAAAGGAUAGUCAUCCUUAA